This is a messenger RNA of Macroventuria anomochaeta, 479 nucleotides long. RefSeq lists its product as uncharacterized. Bases 48 to 353 code for a protein of 101 amino acids. The record is from RefSeq and is a predicted model, not a curated record. NCBI's taxonomy places the organism in Eukaryota, Fungi, Ascomycota, Dothideomycetes, Pleosporales, Didymellaceae. The transcript has 4 exons.
CCUCAACAAACGACUCGGACCAAUUCCAUCAAUCGCCAAUCAUCAACAUGGCCGAGCAGAACCAGCAGCAGCAGCAGUCAAAGGGCUUUUUCGGAACCGCAACCAGUGGCCUCGGCAACACCCUAGGCGCCGCAACGAACACCCUCGGCAAGGGCGUCGGAGCUGUCACAGAUGCGACCGGCAACGUCGUUACCGCUACAGGAAAGGGUGUUGGCGACACCGUCACUGGACUCACACAGGGUCUCGGAGACACUACCAAGGCUGGCGGAAACUUCGUCAAGGAUACAAGCAGGAGCGGAACAGACACCAUCGGUCUUACUGAGGCCGAGAAGAAGGAGCAGGCUAAGCAGUAGGGUUUUGGAUAUAGCGUGGGGCGAAAGAGCAACAAGAAUGUCAAGGGACAACUGCUUGGAGCUAUGAGAUUAUGGCAGAUCAGAGUUAUCGGAGGAAUGAAGAAUAAUCACGACAAUCGUCUAUGC